AUAUUUGCACUAGAAAUCAUCCAAUGUGUAUUUCCAAUAAAAAAAUAUUGAAAUAAGUUUAAUGUGGAAAAAUUGGACCUUAACAAGUUUAGUACUCCGCAGCUCUUUGAAAAGUGUCUACGGCGUGCAGGGUCAAUGUACGGUGCCUCUUUGCUGACAUAUCAAAAAUACAAAUUAAAAAAUGCAUGAGUUCUCCAAAACAUCACAUGGCUACAACUAUUCUUUUCGUUGAAAUAUUCCUUUAAUUUGAGAGAAUAAUUAAACCUCGGUUUUUUCCCUCUUGCAUUACGAAAUCAUUAAUUUCUAAAUUAAUUUAGUGAAUAUUCCUCUGGAAUUUGAACAGCUAGGCCUCUCUGAGGUCAGCUGUUUUCAAGGUCACUCAAGUGCUAGUGUCAAUGCCGCGCCACGGGUCUUGCUAUCUGUGAUUGUCACCUGUUGUUUCACAAUCUAAAGUCUGAUCAUUUUGGACUAGAAGUCAAUCUCAUGCCUAAACAAAGCAGGAGAAGAAAAAUGGCGGAACCAGCCAUAUCCAGUGACGAAGGACGGGAAUCCGAUCCAAUCAACGUCAAUCGUCCGAGCGCCGCGGCGCAGACGACCAAGGGUUUCAAUGCAGUCGUCGUCAACUCCGGGUUCUACAUCGGUACGAUUGUGAGUUUCCUGCUCGCGUCUCUUGUUCCGGGCCUACCCAAGCUACCCUUCCCGGUCAUCGGCUGCAUGGUCACCGCUAACUCCGGUAGCUUCGGUCGCUGGCAGCCCGGUGGCCAGGUCAUCUUGAUGGUCCUGUACGUGGGCCACUUCAUUCGAAGAACCGCGGAGGUCCUGUUCGUGCACCGGUACAAGAGAAAAAUGCCCCUCGGGGAAACGCUGGGCGCUCCGGUCUACUACUGGACUUUUGGUUUCUGGGCGGGGUGGGCCUUACGCCCCGACCUGGGAUACAUCAACACCCACGUGGCCCUCUUUGUUGCCGGAGCCAUCAUCUUCAUUGCUGGGGAGGUCGGGAACUGCGCCGCCCACAUCCAGCUGAGAAGGCUCCGCGGCGGUGACCGAAAGAGGGAGGGGCAGCAAGCUCCGCCCAGUGGCCACGUGAUCCCGAGGGGCGUGCUCUUCUCCCUGGUGUCCUGCCCACACUACACUAGUGAAAUCAUCUCGUGGGUGGGAUUCUUCCUGGCAACUUGGACCCUGAAUGGAGCCCUAUUUCUUCUUGCAACAGUCAUAACUUUGAUAUUUUACUCCACCAAGCACCACCGGCGGUACAAGGAGGAAUUUGACGGACGGGACGGGAGAGAGCUGUAUCCCACGUGCCGAAAGGCACUCAUUCCGUUUAUUUUUUGAAGAUAUACGUACGGACCCAAAAUUGAUAAUCAAAAACUGAUAGAUUUUCAAUAUGGGAUCAUUCUCAUUGACAUGAUUUUUUUCUUGUCAUCUUUUUGAUAUGAUACCAUUAUUCAUAAUGCCGGGGAUUGUCCUAGAAAUAGCAACUUAAUGAAAGCGGACAUUAAAAAAAAAACACCAACAGAACCCAAUCCAUCAAGCCCCAAUGGCAUGUUUUGUUGGAAUUUGUCAGGAUGGUAUACACAGUACCCCUAAACUGACAGUCUUUUACAUUGGGUGGGCACACCUCCAGAAACAGUACCCCUAAACUAACAGUCUUUUACAUUAGGUGGGCACACCUCCAGAAACAAAGUCAGAAAUGUAUAUUAAGUGUGUGCAGCCUGUUUCCCACAUGGUGUUGGAAUUUGACAGGAUGGGUAUGGCUCCUAAAUCAUGCUAGCCGAAGUUAGGGUUCUGCUUUAAUUGAAUCUGUAUAUGCAUUGUGUAUCUGUUUUCAUUUUGAUUUAAGUGAUGUAUCGUUUAGUUUUUAUCUUCAUAUUGUUGAUUCAGCUCUGCAAACACUGAUUGGAUCAGGAAAAAAUGAAAUAUAAAUUUAGACAAAGUGAAGUAUAAUGGCAAGCACGUCAUGUACGUAACCUGAAUACAUGCAUCACAAAAUUAUGAUAUUUUUUUUUAUUAGUGAAUAGUAUAAUAAAACCUUGCACGAGUUCAAUAUUGCAAAGGACUUCAACCCGUUUAUCAGCAACAGAAAUUGGACUUUGUACUAAUCAGUGUCUUGUGUUAAUGUGGCACCUAACAUGUCAGUUGAUAGUGAAAUAAAAAUUAGAUACUUCACACACUAUAAUUUCAUUAAAAAACUUGUCCGUCAAUUGUUAUCUAAAUAAACAUGUCACGCGCCGAUUCUGUUUUCAAAAGUGAUAU
Molecule: messenger RNA, 2253 nt
Organism: Patiria miniata (bat star)
Lineage: Eukaryota; Metazoa; Echinodermata; Asteroidea; Valvatida; Asterinidae
Product: very-long-chain enoyl-CoA reductase-like
Exons: 1
Coding region: 484-1332 (282 amino acids)
Biological process (GO): very long-chain fatty acid biosynthetic process
Molecular function (GO): oxidoreductase activity, acting on the CH-CH group of donors
Source: RefSeq, a predicted model, not a curated record